Messenger RNA from Chenopodium quinoa (quinoa), 734 nucleotides. RefSeq lists its product as uncharacterized. Bases 148 to 570 code for a protein of 140 amino acids. The record is from RefSeq and is a predicted model, not a curated record. The transcript has 2 exons. NCBI's taxonomy places the organism in Eukaryota, Viridiplantae, Streptophyta, Magnoliopsida, Caryophyllales, Amaranthaceae.
UCUGCCUAAUAAUGUUGAACAGAAUAUUGAAUUGAACUGCAAAAUUAUUAACCAAUGUAUAAAUACAAAUCCACAUAUAUGAUUAUAUGUUAGUUAUGUACUUAUGUGUGAAUGUUUUGUGUAUGGAAGUAUAUAUAUUUGUGAAAUAUGACUAUAUUAAAUGAGUAUGACAUAUACUUCUCUAACUUGUUGUCUCCUCUUAGGAAUGUUAAUGGUGCGAAAUCUGCAUUCAACAACAAUGGCAACAAGUUUGUAAAGAGUUUUACUUGUCCUGUGAAAUACGAGGGAGAUACGUCAGAUAUUGAUGUCGAAGCAGAGGAAUUCAUCAAACAGAAGCUGAAGCAGCUUAUGUUCGACGGCGAAUAUGAUGUUAAAACCAAAGGGUUUACUGACCAAGAGGAUGUUGCUAUUGCUAACAAGGGAGAAGAUGAAGUCUAUGUAGAUGUCAAAGCAGAGGAAUUUAUCAAGAAAAAGAAAUCAGAACUCAGGAAGGUCUUCAUGAAUGCAGGACCUAAAAACCAAGCAACAACUACAACAACCUGGCCUUUUUGCAUGAUGAAACAACAAUAAGAAGUACUACUAAUUUUGUUUUGUUUGGAUGCGAACUAGCUUAGUUGGUUAAUUAUGGUCGACAUGGUAGCUCGAUAGCUGCAAGGUGAUACCUAGAACUUGAUAUUGGAUUGUACAAAGCAUUUAUUUUACACAAAUUGAAAAUUAAGACAAUAACUUUACAG